AAGAAUCCGUCAGGUCACUUUGACGAUAUCUGUUCUUACUUCAUCUAAGCAGCUUCAGAGACGCAAGGCCGGUAACCUUCGUAACCGCCAAGGCUGCAAAGACAAAGAUGAUAAGUUGCUGCAUCUUUUUCUACGUUCUCGUAACGGCAUCGAUUAUGGCCGUGCACACUGCUGUUGCACAAACAACAGCCGGCGUCAAAGCCACUGUGACACAUAUAGAGAAGCCUUUCGACAAUGCGAAAGAAAAAGUGUAAGAGCUGGAGGGUAUACUACAAUACCUUAAACACAACAAUCAACCUAGACAGUGCAGCGACCUCUUAAGCGCCGGUCAGCGUAAUAAUGGUGUGUACACGAUAUACCACAAGAAAGCACCUUAUGGACAGAACGUGUACUGCAACAUGGAAGCUGAUGGCGGAGGCUGGACGGUCAUUCAAAGGCGUGGACAGUUCAGGAAUAGAGUUUUCAACUUUUACCGUAACUGGACUGAAUAUAAGAACGGAUUCGGCAAUCCUGCUGAAGAGUAUUGGAUUGGAAACGAGGCUCUGAAUGCCCUGACAAUCCGCAACAUGACUCUCCGCAUUGUUCUGAGAAACACCACGGACGACGAGGUCUUUAUUUACUACAACCUCUUUCGCGUGGGUAAUGAGGAGGCGUUUUACGAGCUGGAGAUGGGAGACUUGAUCGGUCCGCUAGGCUGGGACGCAUUGCGACAUGCCCAUCGUCAAAGAUUUUCUACCUACGAUAGAGACAACGACAUCUCUUCAUAUCACUGUGCCGAGCAAUAUCGCGGGGCCUGGUGGUACAGCGACUGCCACGCGUGCAACCCGAACGGCCUCAACUUGAAUGGAUUCCAUGAGAGCUACGGCGAUGGCAUCGACUGGAGCAUACGCGAUCAUACGGGCAAAUUGUACUAUUAUUCAUACCCUUACAUGGAGAUGAUGAUCAGGCCAGGUCGUUUAUUGAACGGGAAAGAAAAAGAGCUAAAGUUUUUUACGAAGCAAUAACACUGCCAAAAGUUCUGUUCGAAUAAUAAAAUAGCUCAACACAAGG
Molecule: messenger RNA, 1050 nt
Organism: Rhipicephalus sanguineus (brown dog tick)
Lineage: Eukaryota; Metazoa; Arthropoda; Arachnida; Ixodida; Ixodidae
Product: techylectin-5A
Exons: 6
Coding region: 399-1004 (201 amino acids)
Source: RefSeq, a predicted model, not a curated record